Messenger RNA from Platichthys flesus (European flounder), 4304 nucleotides. RefSeq names its product serine (or cysteine) peptidase inhibitor, clade H, member 2 (gene serpinh2). NCBI's taxonomy places the organism in Eukaryota, Metazoa, Chordata, Actinopteri, Pleuronectiformes, Pleuronectidae. Gene Ontology annotation, biological process: collagen fibril organization; negative regulation of endopeptidase activity. Gene Ontology annotation, cellular component: endoplasmic reticulum. The transcript has 5 exons. The coding region runs from base 153 to 1421 and encodes 422 amino acids. The record is from RefSeq and is a predicted model, not a curated record. Gene Ontology annotation, molecular function: serine-type endopeptidase inhibitor activity.
GUGAGUGCAGCUUUCCCGGUAAACUUCCUCCUCCGUGAGCUGCCACGUCGGAGCUCCAGCCCCCGGCCCUCACUUCCUCCGGAGCCCGCAGCCUGCAGCGGCGGACACACAGCAGCCGAGCGACGCCCGUUAGAAUUAAUUCACGAUCUGCCAUGCCUCCCAGGCUUCCUGUCUAUCUCCUCAUUACUUUGCCAGUUCUCCUGGCGCAGGGGAGCACCACCAGUUCACCUGGGAAGAGCUCUUCUCCCACAGCCAGUCCUCCCCCCCGCCCGCCUCCUCCCCUGGGCGACCCCAGCUGGGCUCUGGGUCUGCGCCUGUAUCAGGCCCUACGCUCUGACCCCAGCUCGGUAAACCCCCUGUUUUCACCUCUGCUUUUGGCCUCCUCACUUGGAGCGCUGGGCGGAGGAGCUGCGGGCUCCACCGCCAACCAGCUCAAAGACCUCCUCAAGACUCCCACCCCCUCCAAGACCGGAGCCCAGGCAGGGGAGCUUCUGUCCGGGGCGCUGAAGAGCUUCGCCAAAGACAACGCGACCGCUUUUCACCUGCACACGUCCUCAGCUGUGUUUUCCAAGCAAGCCCCUGCGAUCACUCAGGCCUUUGUGAAGGACAGCCAGGCCAAGUUCGGGCUGCAGCAUCAGCCACUGGGGAAAGGAGACUCCAAGGCUGACCUGAAGCAGCUCCAUGACUGGGCUAAAGACGGGCUUGGGGGGCUGGAGGCAGCUCCUAUGGAGGCAGAAAUCAAGGCCAAGGCCGGAGCCUUGAUACUGGCUAAUGCCCUGCACUUUAAAGGGCUGUGGGAGAGAGAGUUCAGCGAGGGGAGCACGGAUCCUCGAACCUUCCUGGGGACGAAAUACACCAAAGUGGUGAUGAUGCACAGAGCAGGUUUGUACCGUCACCAUGAAGACAUGGGAAACAUGGUGCAGGUCCUGGAGGCGCCGCUGCGGGGGGGCAAGGCCAGCAUGUUGCUCCUGCUGCCCUUCCACGUCGAGAGUCUGGCCCGGCUGGACAAGCUGCUGACCCUGGAGCUGCUGUCCACGUGGCUGGAGAAGACCAACGUCACCAGCGUGACCAUUUCUCUGCCCAAGGCCAACAUUUCCAGCACAUUCAGUCUGCAUAAACCUCUGCUCGCUCUGGGCUUGACCGAUGCCUGGGACCAGAAGGUGGCCGAUUUCUCCGGCGUGUCCGCCAAGAGCAAAGGGAAGCUUCAUCUGGGCGGCGUCCUCCACUGGGCGUCCAUGGAGCUGGCUGCCCAGGCCGGGACAGGGGAAGCAGAUCUAGAGGAGGAGAACGUAGAAAAUCCCAAGAUGUUCUACGCCGAUCACCCCUUCAUCCUCUUCGUUCGAGACAACGCUACCGGAGCCCUGCUGCUGAUGGGAGCUCUGGAGCACGCGGACGGAGAAGCCCUCCAUGAUGAACUGUAGCGCCCUCUUCCAUGUAUCCCUGUCAUUUAAAAAAAAAAAUCUCCUUCACAAACUUUCUUCGUCAAGACAUUGCCAUUCACUAUGGCAAUGUAUCACAUCAAACUACGUCUGGCUGUCAUACACUGACACUGCAUAGUCUGGAACUUACUGACUGACACUGACACUGACACUGCCAUACCUGACGCCUACUGACACAGUCUCACACACACACACACACGGAGUGACACAUACAUGGCAUACAUAAAUGACAAAUCUGUGUAAGACAAUACGAAAGUUGACAGUUGCAGCAAAAACACUAACUUUGAGGGACUGGUUGCUUUUUCUCUCACACGCACACGCAUACACACACGCACACACACUCUCAAUGAUCUUGCCUACACAAAAGACAAGAGUGCACUGACAAACACCAAAAUGCUGACAAGCAAAAGUGGCUACACUGACACGACACUCACAGCAGCAGCUUUUUUAGCGGACACAAGCUCACACUGACACCAGGACAGGUGAGAGUGUGUGUAUGUGCUGUGUCUGUGUGUCUGUGUGUGUGUGUUUGUGUGUGUGUGGUGACCAGCAUGUUAAGGACGCCCAUGCAGCCUGUCUCAGAGCUGGCAGGGACCUGUGAGGGGGGGUCUCCUGGGCAAGAUCUGAGGAAGACUGAUGGAUCGGCCAAGUGCUUAUUGAUGAGCCAGCUUAAUGCUAAUGGCCGUAAUGAGUCACGACGCGUGUCAACAACACGGAGAGGACAGGGAACCUUUUAAUCUCUUAAUACCAGCGGAGAUCAAUUUCGCCGCGAUGCCGUUGGAAACAAACAUGACUGACAUCGCUUGGCUUAAAUGUAGCGGCUUAAUAUUUAGGACGAUUACAUCAGAGGUAUUGAUUGCCACUUGUGUUUUUGUCCUUUAUAUCGAGCUCCAUGAUGGAUGGAGGAGUGAGUCGACUGAACAGUGUGCAAAACGAUUUUUGAAAUUAUUCUAAAGAUACAUAUUCCUGGGCGUGUUUCUCCGGGCUUCUAUUCUUUUCACUUCAGCUUCACUAUAUUCAUCGAUGUCUCCGCUGAUCUCGAUACAAACCGAUCAAUCAAUGCUGUGCUAUUAGUUUAUAAUACACGAGGCGCUGCCACAGCUCCAUCUUUCGUGACAGCACUUUCUUAUUCCUUUUUUUUGUGUGUUGCUUUUCCCCCUGAACUAAAUUGGCUGACAUUGAGCCUCAAGGGUGUAUGGAAGCAGAUUUAAAGCCCUGAACCAGCGUCAUUUAUUGAAUUUUAAGGGCAACACAUGAUAGACUCGCAGUGCCUGGAAAGUGCAGCAGCAACUUUGUCACCUCGCUCACCCAAGGCUUCCAAACAAGCAAAGCCAGGAUGUGUUUCUACCAUUUCUACUGGUUAAUGAGAAGUAAAACAGAAAAAAGAAUAAGUCUUUUUGCCAUCCCUCUUAAAACAGUGUUACCUUCAGUGUUCUACUUGGUUUCAGGGUUAUGUUGGCUGUCCAUGUGUUUUUCUUCUCUAUGUGGGACAGAAGUGGUGCGCUGAAGGUAAAAGGGAGACGUGUGCUCCAUCAGCCCUGUUAUAGUGCUAACUAACACAGUCUAGACACACAGCUGGUGUGUCACACAGUAGCUUUGUUCCUAAUUUAGCCCUCUGCACAGGUCUGCUCGGCAACAGCGUGUGCUGUGCAUGUGUGUCGGCGUGUGCGUUCGUGUGCGACUAAAGCUCCUACGCUGACCUCUCCGGAGCGGCCUCCUGUGCAGCAGAGGCUUGUAAAGGGCGCCAUGCUGCAGGUCUCCCCCUACGCCGAGCAGAGCCCAGGCCAGACGAGCCGAUGAUGGAGCCGAGGCCGUCCGCUGUGAGCACAUCAAUCCGGCUCGUCCCGACACCAGCUCCCCGCUGCCUCCCCUUCACAUUGUGUUCAGUCCAGAACACUGAUCAGCACACGCACGCCCACAUCCGCUCGCAGGAAGCCAGACAGAACCUGACAAGGAGAUCGCGAGCCAGCCACCUCUGUGAUGUGGAGCAGCUGCAUGUGCAGUGUACCCGACAACGUGGGGUAAAUAACACAACAAUGUGUGUUAUCUUUUUCUUAGAGGAUGAGAACUUUCUCUGCACAAAUGGCGAGUUUGCCAGUUGGUUGUUUGACAAGUUUUUGAAACUCAUUUUAUUUUCUAAUGCGCAUUAAAACUUUAACACAUAGUUUACAACUAAAUUGAUCCCGCACUGGGGAAUUUCACUUGCUGCAGUAGCCCAUGGUCAGUUGGACCACGUGAAAGUGUAAAAAUAGACUUACAAAUGCAAUUAAAUCAAAUCUAAAAACUAGAAUAUAUACAUAAUAUACAGCUUUUACUACAAAGCGAAAUUUGUAGAGAGUUGUUCUUCAGUAAAGUGCAGUGACAGGAUGUUUGGGCGAAGAUGUAAACUGAACUUGUGCAUAAUAUGAGGAGAUAUUGAAAUAAAUGUAUACAUUUGAUCACAUCUUGACGGUUAAAAGGAAGUUUUGGUACAUAGUAUGAAUAUGAGUAUAAACUACAGUGUGCUGUAAAUUCAGCAUUGUAUUCUAAAUAGAAUACUAUAUAUAGUGUGGUAUAAAUGGGUGGAUUUCCCAAUAGGAGGCAGACAUUUAGGAAUAAUAGAAUGGGUAUACGUUUUACAGAUAUAAACUCAUUUAUUGUGUACAAGGACACUACUCUGCCAAAUUACUUUUUAAUCAAAAUAGUCCAAGUAAUGGUGAGAAGAUGUGAUAUGUAAACAGUGAAGCAUUCAUUUUACAUUCUGAAUAGUGUUGUGGAGCUUUCUAAUUUGCAGCCAUUGUUCAGAACGGUACGGUGCUGAAUCACUGGCUAAGUCUUUACAACUCAUGUGAUCAUUCUUAAAAUAAACACCAACCUUGUAUUGGA